Messenger RNA from Notechis scutatus (mainland tiger snake), 1945 nucleotides. It is a transcript of the gene CSAD, whose product is annotated as cysteine sulfinic acid decarboxylase. Gene Ontology annotation, biological process: carboxylic acid metabolic process; taurine biosynthetic process. The record is from RefSeq and is a predicted model, not a curated record. Lineage: Eukaryota; Metazoa; Chordata; Lepidosauria; Squamata; Elapidae. Gene Ontology annotation, cellular component: cytoplasm. Gene Ontology annotation, molecular function: sulfinoalanine decarboxylase activity; pyridoxal phosphate binding.
GGGUGCAGCGAAUCUUCCAGGGACGGAGAAAGAGGCAGCACACCUGACUCCCAUUCAACGAGAAGGAGGAGGUGUGUUUGACAAUGGCAGCAAAAGAUUCUUUGUCAUCUCCUGGCUUGGAUCGGGUAGCUGGUGAGAAGUUCCUGCAGGAAGCCUUCCAAAUCAUGCUUGAAGAAGGAAUUCGAAAAGGGAUGGAUGCUUCUGAAAAGGUGUGUAUUUGGAAGGAACCUGAGGAACUGCUGCAAAUUCUGGACCUAAAUCUAAAAGACAAUGGGGAGCCACAUGAAAGGUUGCUGGAACGCUGUCGGGAUGUUAUCAGAUACAGUGUGAAAACAUGUCAUCCACGCUUCUGCAAUCAGCUAUUUUCUGGCCUUGAUCCCCAUGCUCUGGCUGGACGGAUGAUCACAGAGAUGCUCAACACUAGCCAAUACACUUAUGAGAUUGCACCUGUAUUUGUCUUGAUGGAGGAGGUAGUGCUGAAGAAACUGCGAAAGUUGGUUGGCUGGGAAAAAGGUGACGGAAUCUUCUCCCCUGGAGGGUCCAUCUCCAACAUGUAUGCCAUGAAUGUGGCACGGUAUCACUGUUUCCCAGACUGCAAGCAGAAAGGGCAUUGGGCAAUACCAAAGCUGGCAGUGUUUACAUCAGAAGAGUGCCACUACUCCAUCCAAAAGGGAGCAGCUUUUUUGGGCAUCGGCACUGACAAUGUCUACCUUGUAGCAGCGGAUGAAAAAGGGAAGAUGAUCCCUGCUGAUCUAGAGAAAAAGAUCAACCAGGCCAAAUCAGAGAGAGCGCUCCCCUUCUUUGUCAAUGCCACCUGUGGCACCACAGUCCUGGGAGCGUUUGACCCCCUACCUGAAAUUGCAGAGGUGUGCAAAAGGCACAAACUCUGGUUCCAUGUGGAUGCAGCCUGGGGCGGCAGUGCUCUUCUCUCCCAAAGACAUCGGCAUCUUUUGGAUGGGAUUGAAAGGGCUGAUUCGGUGGCUUGGAACCCUCACAAAAUGCUUAUGACUGGGCUUCAGUGUUCUGCCUUCCUGGUCCAGGAUAACUCUGGACUACUGCAGAGAUGCCACUGUGCCCAAGCUACCUAUCUCUUCCAGACAGACAAGUUCUACGACAUAGCUUAUGACAGGGGAGACCAAACCAUCCAGUGUGGACGCAAAGUAGAUUGCUUUAAGUUGUGGCUGAUGUGGAAGGCCAACGGUAGCAAAGGCUUGGAGCAGAGAGUGGAUAGGGCCUUUGCUUAUACUAGGUAUCUAGCUGAUGAAAUCAAGAAGAGAGAAGGCUUUCAACUAGUUAUAGAGCCAGAGUUCAUCAAUCUCUGUUUUUGGUAUGUACCUCCCAGUCUGAAAGGGCAGGAAGACUGCGCUGAUUACUGGGUGAAACUGGAGAAGGUAGCUCCACUGAUUAAGGAACGGAUGAUGAAGAAAGGUUCCAUGUUGGUGGGCUAUCAGCCACAUGGCAAACGGGUGAACUUUUUCCGCCAGGUGGUCACCAAUCCAGCAGUCACCAGAGAUGACCUGAAUUUCUUCCUUGAUGAAAUUGAGAGGCUUGGCAGAGAUCUAUAGAUUGUGUACAAUACAGAUUGGAACAGUUAUGUGGUUAUGUGGUUCAAAAGCAGGCAUCAAUUACCUUACUUCUAGUCACUGCACACCACUGUUGAAAUGGCUUGAAAGCUACACUCCUCCAACCGUGCAUAGGGACCCAUGAGCAGGUGCCACUGGCAUGGUGUGUAUGUUGCUACGAAACCAUUUUACAGACAAACAUGAUGUGAAGAUGUAACACUAAUGUGUGCGGCCUGCCACCUUCUCCCCCCCCCCCCCGCAAUUGUUAUCUAUUUCUGUAUUUAUGGGUGUUCCAAAAUUAAAGUGAAUGUAUGCUUUUAAUUUCUUCACUGCCAUCUGCAAAAAAUAAGGAAAGCUUAGGACAGGGGUGUUAAACUCAAGGC